This is a messenger RNA of Cutaneotrichosporon cavernicola, 2274 nucleotides long. RefSeq lists its product as uncharacterized. The record is from RefSeq and is a predicted model, not a curated record. Gene Ontology annotation, molecular function: metal ion binding. NCBI's taxonomy places the organism in Eukaryota, Fungi, Basidiomycota, Tremellomycetes, Trichosporonales, Trichosporonaceae. The transcript has 3 exons. Bases 1 to 2274 code for a protein of 757 amino acids.
AUGUCUCAACAAGUCUGCCGAAACUGGUUGUCUGGCAAUUGCCGUUACGGCACCAGCUGCCGGUUCCAGCACCCACCACGGGGCUCGCAAGGCGGUUUUGGAGGUUUCUCAGCCGCCAACUCGCAGCCACUAGGCCAGCGCAUGGCGGCUGCAGGCCAGUCAAAGUACCAGUUCAACGACGACACGAUCCGCCUCGAGCUGAGCGCCGAGCGACCGCAAUGGCCCGCCUCCGUCUUCGGUGUGGCCAAGUACGAGCCCAACGUCCUCGGAACCGACGUCUCUCCUGAAGAGCUUCGCUGGAAGUCUGUCCAAGCCCUCAAGGCAAACAACGUGCAGUCGUAUGUGCAAGAAGAAGCCAAGAUCCUCGGCGACGCAAAGGCAGUACUCGACAAUGCGCAGAGCAACAUAUCGCAAGUAACUAAAACCGCGGAGCGACUGCACGACGCGCGUUUCAAGGACGGGCAGGCUCCAGGCGGUCCGCGACCACCCGACUUCAACGAGGCUGCCGUGCUCUCUAACACUGGAGGGAGCGGCUUUGGCCAGAGUGCCUUUAGCGGAGGGAGUGGGAGUGGGAGCGGCUUUGGUGGAGGAACCGGCUUUGGUGGGAAUACCGCAGCUGCUCCAAGUGCCUUUGGCAACUCAAGCUUCGGCCAGAAGCCAGCCGGGAGUGCGUUCGGCGCGCCGGCCGCUGGCAAGAGCGCAUUUGGGAGCAGCUCGUUUGGGUCCAACUCUGGCUCUGGCACGUUUGGCACUCCAGCAGCGGGGAGCGCGUUCGGCGCGGCCAACGCGGGAGGAAGCGCUUUUGGGCAGAGCUCGUUCGGACAGAAGCCGGCCGGCUCAUCAUUCGGGAACAGCGCGUUUGGCUCCAGUCCGUCAAUCAGCGCGUUUGGCUCGAGUGCGCAGGCUGGCUCUGGAUUCGGCUCGACCUCGACUCCUCAAACUGGGUCAGCGUUCGGACAGAGCACAUUUGGGCAAAAGCCUGCCGGGAGCGCGUUCGGCCAGAGCUCGUUCGGCCAGAACAACACGCAGGCCACCGGCUUCGGCGCAUCGACCACGGCCCCAGCUCCUGGCUCCGGCUUCGGCCAGAGCGCAUUCGGUAAGCCUGCGACUGUGACCACGGCUCCAGCCACUGGAGCAGGGUUCGGCCAGAGCGCGUUCGGUCAGUCGACACAGAGCUCGGCGUUCGGCCAGAGUUCGUUUGGCAAGCCGGCCACCGGCGCUUUUGGGAGCAACGCCUCAGGCGGAUUUGCGGCCAACACUGGCGGCUUUGGCAGCAACACCGCGGCCCUGGCUACUGGAUUCGGCAGUACCACUACGCCAGCGGCUGGUAGCGGCUUCGGGGGCAAUAACACCACCGCUCCAGCCGCCACUAGCGCGUUUGGGAGCACCAACACGGCCGCUCCAGCCGCCGGCAGCGCCUUUGGCCAGUCAGGAUUCGGCAAGCCUGCCACCACGAGCGCCUUCGGCCAGUCUGCGUUCGGCCAGUCCUCUGCAUCUGCGCAGCCGCAGUCUGCGUUCGACCAGUCCUCCACAACGGCGCAGCCAUCGGCUUUCGGUCAACCCUCGCAGCCCCAGUCCACCUUUGGGCAGCCCCCCACCCAGUCGGCGACGUCGGCCUUUGGCCAGCCCUCGCAGCCCCAAUCCGCGUUUGGGCAGAGCGCGUUUGGCAAGCCCGCCACCUCGGCGUUUGGCGCCUCUACCAGUAGCUCCACGCCGGCCGCCACGACAAGUGCGUUUGGCUCCACGCCGGCCGCGACAGCAAGUGCGUUUGGCUCCACGCCGGCCGCGACAACAAGUGCGUUUGGCUCCACGCCGGCCGCGACAACAAGUGCGUUCGGCUCCACGCCGGCCGCCACGACAAGCGCGUUCGGCUCCACUGCGCCUACUACAAGCGCCUUUGGUGCAUCGGCACCUGCCACAAGCGCAUUUGGCCAGCCCUCAACGUCCACCACCAACAGUGCAUUCGGCCAGCCGGCGGCCUCUGCGUCCACCACCAGCGCCUUCGGGCAACCCAAACCGACUGGGGCUAGUGCGUUCGGCGCAUCAUCGGCAUUUGGCACCCCAGCCUCCGCCCCUGCCUUCAGCGGCUUCGGCAAGUCUGCCCAGACAACGAGCUCAGGCCCAGCCGGCUGGAGCUGGGACGACCCCUGGUCCGCCUUCCUACCGGGUGGGGAGGGCGCGCUCGACGACGCGCUCGACGCAGCAUUCAAGGCCGUGUCGUUCGAGCUGGACGCGAUUCCACUCGUACCCCCUCCGGUUGCGUUGCGGGGUUAG